UGGUCCACAGUGCUCCAACAUGAUUUGGCUUGUGGCUUUUCUGUCCUGCAUUGGGCUGAUUUGUGCUGAAACACCCUUCAACCAUAAUGUGCACAAUGAGAGGGUCAUAGGAGGCCAUGAUGCCCAACCCAACACCUGGAGAUGGCAGGCUUCUCUCCAGUUAGAUUCAUACAAUGACGGUUCAUUCUACCACAUCUGUGGAGGCUCUAUCAUUGAUGGUUUCUACAUUCUGACUGCAGCUCACUGUAUCCUCAGCGUGGAUCCUAGUCUGUACCGUGUGGUGGUGGGUGAGUAUGACCUGUAUGAGGAUGACGGCAGUGAGCAGUUCAUCCGUGUGGAAAUGAUUUCUGUCCAUCCUGGCUGGACCGGAGACCUUGGCAAAGGAAAUGAUGUUGCUCUCUUGAGACUGGCUAAUCCUGUGUACGACAACGGCUACGUGGCCAUCGCCGACCUUCCCCACCCUGGGGAGAUGCUACCUCAUGGGUUCACCUGUUACGUCACCGGCUGGGGACUUAUCGACUACGGAGGAAGCGUGCCUGCAAUCCUGCAGGUGGCUCCCAUCCCCGUGGUGGAGCAUGCAGUCUGCUCCCAGCCUGGCUGGUGGGGCAGCAUUGCUCUGAAAACCAUGGUGUGUGCCGGAGGGGAUGGAGUCAUAUCAGGCUGCCAGGGCGACUCCGGAGGUCCCCUGAGCUGUUUCACAGGCGGAGCCUGGAGAGUCCACGGUGUUGUCAGUUACGGUCCAAUCGGCAUGUGCAACCAAGUGUCAAAACCCACAGUCUUCACCAGAGUCUCUUCCUUCCAAGACUGGAUCUAUUCAGUCAUACAAUAGAUGUCACUGUGUAUCCUGUCAAAUGGAACGUGGGAAAUAAAAUCAAUUAGCAUCUCAGU
Anarrhichthys ocellatus (wolf-eel) is the source of this 888-nucleotide messenger RNA. RefSeq names its product elastase-1-like. The record is from RefSeq and is a predicted model, not a curated record. Gene Ontology annotation, molecular function: serine-type endopeptidase activity. The transcript is spliced from 8 exons. Gene Ontology annotation, biological process: proteolysis. Bases 20 to 829 code for a protein of 269 amino acids. NCBI's taxonomy places the organism in Eukaryota, Metazoa, Chordata, Actinopteri, Perciformes, Anarhichadidae.